Messenger RNA from Periconia digitata, 3930 nucleotides. The record is from the annotation of a GenBank genome assembly. NCBI's taxonomy places the organism in Eukaryota, Fungi, Ascomycota, Dothideomycetes, Pleosporales, Periconiaceae.
AUGAGCUAUCACCUUUCACUCCUACGCUUGUACAAAUGCUUGGCAUCUGCCUUCCCUACUCUCAGUGUUGACGGAUCAUCAUCAGUGCCACAGAGACCCAAUGACCCUUUCUUCCAACGACACACAGCUCUUGUCGUCAGUAUGGUAUCAAUUCCAUAUGACAAAUCUGAGAACGAGGACAGGUUGAGAGACCUCAGGAGAUACAUUGCGCUAGGAUGCUUACACUAUGAAUGCGACCUCAAGCAUGUGAUUGCAACUCAAACCGCGCAACAUGUGCAAGAAAAUGUCGAUCCUGCAGCCCCAGUCACUGCAGAUGGUACUCCGAAAUGGGAGGAACUCCACCCCGAUUUACCCCCGGAAGUGAAAUUGAUCAUUGGGGAUGAGACGACCCGCCUUCUAGAGGCGCAUUGGAUUCGUCUAUUCCUUCACGUAACCUCAACCAAGUCAGACCACCCUCAUAGUAUUCUCCGUGUCCAUCUACUACCGGAAGACUGGGCAAAUCGUAUUAUCAAUCGCACCAGUCAAAGCCUCAAAUCUGCACUACGGAAGCUUCUCGCUGUAGUUGACAUCUCCUCAAAAUCCUGGCAUGGGGAUUACGCGGAAUCGAAGGUAUGCCACUUCGACCCAUGGGCAGGCGUCGAAGACCGUUCAUUAUUCUAUCUAUUCAAUCAACUGCCCUCGCCUAACCCCCAGCCUCACGUGAUCAAGAAUCGAUUUGCGAGGAACGCAGUCGAGCUUCUACUUGACUUCGCCGAAUCCUCGAGUCUUUCAUCCGAAGAAGACGGAUUCUACGGACUAGAAGGACUGCAGACAAAGCUAUACCCUUAUCAGGCGAGGUCAGCGAGUUUGAUGAUACAACGAGAGGCAUCACCACAAUUGCAACUUGACCCUCGAUUGGAAAUCAGGCGUUCGCCAACGGGUGAAGAAUACUACUUUGGCGCCAGGGAUGGCUCUUUCCUGCAUGAGCCUAAAUUCUACGAAACAAACCGUGGGGGUAUUCUGGCAGAGACCAUGGGCUUGGGUAAAACCAUCAUGUGUUUGUCAGUCAUCCUGGCCACUCGCGGGCAUUUGCCUCAGAUCCCGCCCAUAUACCGACCACCACCCCGGGUGCGCAAUGGAGUUGGGUCUUUAAUAGACAUGGCAGCCAGUACUUUAGGCCGAAAUAGCAUUCCGGCACGGGAUGUUUUAGAGCGGGAAGAGAUUGAUAGAGAUCUCGACUUGACUGGACUAAAGGAUGCUCUCCAGCGAAAUCUGACACACUACGAGAUACCCCCAGAUAUGCCGCGUAUGAACCGGAACACGACGAUUCCACCACCAAGGCAACUGUUCCCAUGUUCAUGCACCAUCGUAGUUGUUCCUCGAAACCUUUUACACCAGUGGCAAUCUGAGAUUCGUAAACAUAUUUCCAAAGACAGUCUCAAGAUCUUGGUAGUCGAUAUAAUUUCCAAACGAGGGAAACCCAAAAACCCGAGUUCCGAGGAGGAUGGAAUGGAAUUUCGGCACGAGCUACCAGGGCCCACAGAACUUAUGAGAUAUGAUGUACUACUUUUCACGCGGCCUCGAUUCGAACAAGAGAUACAAGAUGGUGCAGACGAAAAGGGUCGACGAUCAUGGGCGGGGGCUCCUCUCCAAUGCCAGUGUCCAUAUAUUGGAUCUUCGCGAGUCAGAGACUGCAAUUGCGGGAGAAACGUAUACGAAAGUCCUUUGAAGAAGUGUCAUUUUCUCCGCAUCAUAAUCGACGAAGGCCACAGUUUCUCUUCUUCUGUAUCUAAUGCGGUGUUGGUUGCCAAGCAGAUACAGACUGAGAGACGGUGGGUCGUGUCCGGCACGCCAGCUAAGAACCUUGUUGGUGUCGAAAUGGAUCUAUUGGCAAUGGAGGAAGAAGCGUCUGAUGAGUCUUCACUGCGCGAGAGGGCGAUUGAGCAGAGAAAGACCUUCAGGCCUGACAAUGAGAAUAAAAAAGCAGCGAAAGCUCUCGGUACCCUAGCAUCAAAUUUCCUGAUGGUUCGUCCUUGGAGCGAUUCUUCAGCAGAAGGUAAGCUCGACUGGGAUGAAUAUAUCUACCGACACGAACACCAUUAUCGCAAGACCUACUCUGGAUUCUCCUCGUGUUUUCUUCGCACGUUGCAGGGACUGGUUAUCAAGACCCGACCAGAAGAUGUCAAUCAAGAUAUCCGGUUACCAAGCAUGACGCACCGCGUAGUUUAUCUCAAGCCGUGCUGGUUUGACAAAAUGACUGCAAACUUAUUCAUCCAGGUACUUCGGGCGAAUGCCAUCACCAGUGAGCGAUCAGAUGUCGACUACCUGUUCCACAAAAACAGUGUCAAGGCGAGGCAUAGCUUGAUCCGAAACUUGCGGCAAUCGAACUUCACCUGGACUGGAUUCAGUCUGGAAGAUGUCACUAGUACGCUUGAGACCAGUCGCAAAUACUUGGACAAAGCGGAGAAAGAAUGCUCUGUCUCCGAUGCGCAAUUACUCCUGGAAAGUAGCUCAAUCGUCGCAGAACUGACCAAGUCUGAAAGCUGGAUUGCGCUAAGCACAGCCCAUGAAGUUGGUAUGGCUGUGCAAAAUUUCCCCAAAGACUGCGAGAAGAGUUUCUCGUUGGCAUACCCUGAUCAACCUUCGAUGAUCGGGAUUACCCAAUUGCUCGAUGGUCAGCUUCAUAUUGAUUCACACAUUCUAUCCGAAAACCCUUCGAAGGGUCUAGAUGCAGUUGGACAAGCAGCAAAGGCGAAAAUUGCUGCAAUUGCAGAAGCGGAAGACGGAACUAAAGAGACAAAGGACAAAGCAAAAGGUGACAUUCAGUUGGUAAAGGCUGGUGUUCCUUCAUCGUGUGUUGGAUCGCAACCCGUCACAAGCCGCCGGGCAGCUGUGACUGCCCCUCGAAUCUCCCCUACAAAAGCAACAACAUCUAACAAAAAUACCAAACUUACACUCAACACCAAGCAGCACACUCCAAAGCUCACGAAGGAAGUUGAAGAAAUUCAAAAGAGCACCCCAGUAUCUCCGAUUAGGCCGAGGAAGCGCAGGCUUACCCUUUCCGAUGAGAUGGCCCAGUUACCCAAUGGCUCGCCGCUUCGAGAAACGCGGGUGGUGGGAACUACAUCUGCGAAACUGUCCUAUCUGAUCACCAAGGUGGUGCAGCAUCAAGCCACCGAGAAGAUCAUCAUCUUCUACGAUGGGGACAAUGCGGCUUUCUACAUUGCCCAGUGCCUCGAGAUGCUCUACAUCAAUCACCGGAUUUAUGCACGGACACUGGACAACACCAGACGAUCGGAAUAUGUUGGGCUUUUCAACGAGAACCCUGACAUCCGCGUGUUACUUAUCGAUGUCGCAUGUGGUGCCCUGGGGCUCAAUCUCAAUGCAGCCAGCGUAGUAUUGAUUGUCAACCCAAUCAACCGCCCAGAAAUCCAGGCGCAGGCUAUCAAACGAGCCCAUCGCAUCGGACAAACAAAAGAGGUGCUUGUUGAGACGCUGGUACUCGAAGGAACGAUGGAAGAAGCGAUUUUCAACCGCGCAAAGAACAUGUCGCGGCAGCAACACCAGGAAGCGAAAGAACUCGAGGACGAUGAAGGAAUCACAGAGAUUAUUCAAAACGCUAAGAUUCUGGCGAUUGAGCCCGGAGAGGAUGAAGGGGCUGGCAAAUUUGCGCCGCUUCAAAUACCUCAGCAGGUAUUUGGCAGGCCGGGCAGAGAAAAAUACCAUCGGUUCGGAGUUGUAGAAGAGAAAGAGAAAGCGAAAAAGAAGCCAAAGACGUCGAACAUUUCGAAGUCAACCAUCGAGGAGGCUGCGAAUGGUGCCGCAGACAAUGGCGAUGGACCCAUUGUGGAUCCUAGUCCUAGACUUUGGUCGUCGCAGGCCGUUACGCAAUCUGGCCCAGCUAUUUCAAGCACUGGCGUGUUUAGCAUCUUUGGCGGCGACCUCGAAUAA